CCAGAUGGAAACAGCCCGGGAAAUGCCGGCAGUGGUUCCUGGGGCAGCGCUGUGGGUGAUCCUCUCUGGGUUCUGCAUUUCCGAGGGGUCGCUCUGCUCGCAGCGACGUGACAAGGAGCAAUGGCCGGUUAAGAGAGCAUUAAAUUUGGACACUGUUCAAAAAGAUAAUGCAACUGAUGCAACCCCCCUGAAGGCCAAAAUGAGCAACCUGAAUUUCUACUCACCCACCACGGGCACACGGCAGCUGAGUCCCUGCUCCUCUCCCACCUGGGACAGGGCUCAGGAUCCCAGCAGUGCCCCAGCAGAGGGAGAUGGGAAUGAGCAGAGCAAUUCCAAGAGCGGAUUCUCCAGGAGAGGGCAGCCUCAAACAGAGGACGAUGUGUUCCUGCAACUGCAGUCCCAAGUGAGAAAUUCCUUGCCCAGAAUUCUGAAACUGAGAGCAAAUCUGACAAGCCUGAAGGCUUUGGAGGGCAGUAGAGAGCUGGAAAAUAUCCUCGGAGUCUCACACUCGUCCUGUGACCUGAGUGCUGAGCUGCAGAAAACCCAAGCGCUGGUGAGUCAAGCAGAAAAACUGCAGCUAUUGAAAGAAAACUAUGGAAAAGUCCCUGCCCGAGAUCCCAUCCAGGCCACUGGCAGUGCUGCAUUCCUGCUCUCAUUCCUGGACAGAAGGAAGGAGCCCCUGGGCCUGCUCCCAGCACCGAGGCACAGCCAGAGUGACCAGGGCCAAGGCAUUAUGUGAAAAAUGCAUUCCACAUCAACCCAAACUUCUCCAUCUGCUGGACUGGACUUAAAAGGAGCGAAGAACCGAGUGUAAACCAAUCUCCACAGCAAAUCCCAGCUGGGGAGCGCUCGCUGCGCCGGGCAGGUGCACGUCCAGAUAACAUUUCUGGCAUCUAUUUCAACUUAACAAUGUGCACAACAAGAUCAUCUCAAUGUAAAUAAUCCACCCUGGGUGCUGUGCAGCCCUGUGCCCGUGGGGUUGGUGCUGUGUGCAAGUAAGUUGUGGGCUCUGGAGGGCUUCUCUGAGGCUGGAGGAAGCUCUGCAGUGCCAGCAAUUAAUUAUUCCCAGCCUGGAUGUGUUUUAUUGUUUACAAACACUUUUCCUGGUGGUGCUGCCAUGGCUGGGGACAGAUCUGACAUCCACAUGAGGGUCCCUCCAUAGUCAGCCCCAGCCCCAGGGUAAAAAGGCCUCAGGCUCCAACCCAGCAUUAACACACAGGGCUCUGGUUAACAUUUGCUUUUAAGUCAACAUUUGAGUUUAGUUCUGGCAUUUAAUGCUGUAGCAGCAGAGCUGUUUUUUAUAAACCAACUUUUUUUAUAAACCAGCUGCUUUUCUCUUUUCUUCUCUUCAGCCUCACCCCUCCAGCCAAGUGAAUCCCCUGCCUCUCCAAUCCUUGCAAUUAGGCUGAAAAGUGUAGUAAAACGAUUUAUUCUUAUCAAAGUCCAGCACAAAAACAAACACUUGAAUGUCCUUUCUACCACUGCAAAGUCCUCAAAUAAACUGAUUUUUACAACUAAGAUUCUGAGCACCAGCAUGAUAAAGGUGUUCAGGGUGUGGCUGAGCCCACACACGCUCAAGCUUUCAAUUAAUAGUUUUCAAUUAAUAAAAAUGGUUUUGCACUUCA
This is a messenger RNA of Taeniopygia guttata (zebra finch), 1625 nucleotides long. RefSeq names its product integrin subunit beta 3 binding protein (gene ITGB3BP). Gene Ontology annotation, biological process: CENP-A containing chromatin assembly; regulation of DNA-templated transcription. Gene Ontology annotation, cellular component: nucleoplasm. The record is from RefSeq and is a predicted model, not a curated record. Lineage: Eukaryota; Metazoa; Chordata; Aves; Passeriformes; Estrildidae.